AUGGCUCCAAAGGGAGACGAUGUUUUAGUUUCAAGUAAAAAGCUGGAGAAGAUAUUUUGCAUGAAAGGAGGCAAAGGAGAGUCCAGCUAUGCCAACAAUUCCAAAGCGCAGGCCAUGCAUGCAAGAUCCAUGCUUCACCUGCUUAAAGAAACCCUAGACAGAGUGCAGCUGAGCUCUCCAGAAGUCCCCUUUGUGGUUGCGGACCUUGGAUGCUCAAGUGGAAGCAACACCAUCAACACCAUAGAUGUGAUCAUCAAUCACAUGGCCAAGCGCUAUGAGGCCUCGGGAUAUGACCUACCUGAGUUCUCAGCCUUUUUCUCUGAUCUCCCUAGCAAUGACUUCAACACCCUCUUCCAACUCCUCCCUCCUAUGGCCAACCACGGCGGUAGCAUGGAGGAGACCCUCGCCGCCGACAGCCACCGCUCCUACUUCGCAGCCGGGGUCCCUGGCUCCUUUUACCGGCAGCUUUUCCCGUCGAGGUGCAUUGACCUUUUUCACUCCGCGUUUUCCUUGCAUUGGCUCUCACAGGUGCCAGAGAGUGUGGUAGACAAGAGAUCAGCAGCCUACAACAAAGGAAAGGUGUUCAUUCAUGGAGCAAAGGAGAGCACAGCCAUUGCAUACAAGAAGCAGUUCCAGACAGACUUGGGAAGCUUUCUCAAGUUAAGAGGCAAGGAGCUCAAGAAAGGUGGCUCCAUGUUUCUUGUCUGUUUGGGUAGGACCUCAGUGGACCCCACUGACCAAAGUGGCCCAGGCCUUCUCUUUGGGACCCACUUUCAGGAUGCUUGGGAUGAUCUUGUCCAAGAGGGUCUUAUCACUAGUGAGAAACGUGACAGUUUCAACAUUCCUAUGUACGCCUCAAGUUUACAAGACUUCAAAGAAGUAGUGGAAGCUGAUGGCUCAUUCAUCAUAAACAAGCUUGAGAUUUUCAAAGGAGGAAGCCCCCUUGUAGUAAGCCAACCUGAUGAUGCAGCUGAAGUCGGUCAAGCCCUUGCAAAUAGCUGCAGGAGUGUCGCCGGAGUGCUCGUCGAUGCACACAUCGGUGACCAGCUUGGCAAUGAGUUGUUUUCAAGAGUUGAAAAAAAGGGCACAAGACAAGCCAAAGAGCUACUAGAGCAUAUACAAUUCUUUCAUGUGGUGGCAUCACUUUCUCUUGCUUAA
Molecule: messenger RNA, 1158 nt
Organism: Prunus dulcis (almond)
Lineage: Eukaryota; Viridiplantae; Streptophyta; Magnoliopsida; Rosales; Rosaceae
Product: indole-3-acetate O-methyltransferase 1-like
Exons: 4
Coding region: 1-1158 (385 amino acids)
Biological process (GO): methylation
Molecular function (GO): S-adenosylmethionine-dependent methyltransferase activity
Source: RefSeq, a predicted model, not a curated record